Messenger RNA from Anopheles coluzzii, 2687 nucleotides. Its product is annotated as nascent polypeptide-associated complex subunit alpha, muscle-specific form-like. The transcript is spliced from 2 exons. Bases 1326 to 2498 code for a protein of 390 amino acids. The record is from RefSeq and is a predicted model, not a curated record. NCBI's taxonomy places the organism in Eukaryota, Metazoa, Arthropoda, Insecta, Diptera, Culicidae.
GAUCGACUUGCUUGCGCAACUGCCGCCAGUGCCACAGUGUGCAAUUGUGAUAAUAAAUGUGAUAUAAACAUAAACUGGGCAACAUUGGCUGUAUGGACAACAACAACAAACAGCAAUCACAUCCCAACGGUAAUCCACGAAGCGCAUGGUGAAUCAAUUUAAAUAUAAAUCACUUCCUACCAUUCGGUCACCACCUUCAGCAGCGGCUUUUGGCCAGCACCAGUACGGCACACAAUAAGAAAGCAGCCAAACUGAACUCCUUCCCAGCGCAUGGCGAGCAAACACGUGCACAGGCCGCCGCUGAUCGUGUGUGCCACAGCUUGCACAGCUGAUGCGCCGAAAAAAGAAAUCGCACUUGUCCGCUGGCCCGCUGGAUGCCGGAACGAGACACACUACGGCACAAUGUUUGGGGAAGCAACAACAAAUGGCAACAGAACAUGGUAACGCCACCUUUGGGUUACCGCAUCCCGUACAAGGUGCCAGUGCGCGAAUGCACCCGUGCAACGGUGCAACGGUUGCAAAUGGUCAUCCCCAUGCACACACACACACAUACACACCGGUCGGCACAUCCAUUCACGGGUGCUGGCGGGCAGUCAGUGCAAAGCCUCGGCUAAUCUUUGUGCGAUCAUCGAUUAUGCUAUCGGGCACGGGAAUGUAGCCGAAUCGAUCAGACACCGCUCGUCCCCACCGCGUUGGAAUUUGUGUUCCUUCCCAUUCCCUCGCACCCCCCACCUUUUGCUACAGGAUUUUUCGCAUCCAGAGCACGUACCGUACGGCUAAACGAUCGGCCACCGUACAGUGAAAAUGAAACAUUUCCCGCUCCCAAAACCCGCCCUCCUUUGGGUUCGGUCGAAAACACUUGGCAUGCACGACAAGCGCCACUGCGUGCGCGCGAAGGGACGGGUAUAGUGCGAUGGCCAACGCCCGGCACCAGCACCAUGCUAUCCGGGGGCGACGGUGGAACGGUCACUUUUCUUUUCAUUUUACCCAUAAGUGCCGAAAACUCGAUGCGCACAGCAGUAGUACGGCGGGGAUGUUGUUGGCGCACUUGUCCGGGGGGCGAGCGAAAUGAAGUUCCGCAUUAUAAAUAUGACCCACCGGGACCAGGGACGACUCAUUGUCAAGCGGACCUUCGUGUAGGUCAUCCGGUGACUUCAGUCUGGGCGUGGUGUGUGCUCGUCUCCGUGCGCGCGUGUGUGUGUGUGUGCUUGUGAUUGAACCGGCUAGUACCGGGGGUGUUGUAACCGUUUGACCCUCUGCCUGGUGGUUUGACCUUCUCGGUUUGUGUCUGUGUCUGAAGCGUGUACAAACGAGCUGUGUCCACAAUGAGCCGAAGACUGCCGUUGGCGCUACUGCUGGUGGCCCUGGUCGCGCUGGACCCAACGUCCGCACUGCAGAAGAAGAAAAAGCGUGGCAUCUACCACGGGCUGCACGGGUUCGCCCUGGCCGGGCACGCGGCCAUCCCGCUGCACGGUGCUGCCCCAUCGUUCCACAAGGGCUACCAUCCCAGCCCGUACGCCCGGUUCCCAGGGCUGCACAAGGGUGCAGCAACGCUCGGUGGGUCGGUGCUACCGCCCGGCUAUGCGCUCUUCCCGGGCGGUGCCAGCGUCACGUCCUACCAGCGCAACUUCCCGCGCUAUCCGACCCUCUACGGGGCUGCGGGUCUGUAUCCGGCCGGCUUUGGGGUGGCACCGGUCAAGCCGGCCUUUGCUGCUGCCGGUGGGUUUGUGCCUCCACUCGCUGCCGCCGGCUUCACACCGUACGCUCCCGCCCUGCCAGCCUACCCGGCCGCUCUGCCCGCCGUGCCUGCCGCCUAUCCGCAAGCGUUCGUUCCGGUGGGAGCUCCGGCGGCCUCCGGCAGCACCCAGCAGACGUACUUCGCCACCUACCCCCAGAAACCGCUGAUCCCGGUAGCGGUCCCGGUGCAGCCGGCCGAACCGGCCAAGGUCCCCGUCGUCGUGCAGAAACCAUUCUACACCGCGUUCUCGACCGUCGGUCCGAACGGUGCCGGUCUACUGCCGGCCGGAGUGUACAGCCCCGUCUCGAGUGUACCGCAACCUCAGUUCGUCGGCAUCCCGGUGGCCACUGGUAGUGCGACCGGUGUCACACCUUCCAUCGCUACGACACUGACCACGGGCACGACGCAGGUCACGCAGGCGCCGCAGCAACCCUGGCGCCCGGUGGUGGUCAAUCAGCCAACGCCGGCCCCACCGUCCAACGCGUACCUUCCGUCGUACGCCACAUCGCAGGGCCAAAUCUACAUCAGCAGCACACCGGCACCGACGCUGCACGGUGAUCACCAUCAGCAGCAGCAGCAGCAGCAAGCACACCACCAGGCGUUGCUGGAGUACGAGCAGGGAUCGCUUCACCAUCAGGAGGGUAAUGGUCCGUUCAACGGGCAGCCGUACGAUGUUGCCUCCAACAAUGGCCGGUACACCGGACCAUCGAGCUACGAUGUCGACAUCACCCACAACGGUUACCAGAAGAAGAAAAAGUAAGCCCGGGGUCAAAGGCAGUGCCUCAAUGGCAGUCGCUGCGCUCCAUUAGUCAAUAUGCCAGCAGUUUCUUGUAUGUGUAGCUUAGUGUAGCUAUGUGUUUGUGUGUACUUUUGUUUGUUAUUUUAUGUUUUUUUUUGUUCGUGAGCUAUUUGAACUAAUUUAAAGCGAAUAAAUUAUUUUCUCCUCAUA